UUGGCCGUUCACCCUCACCGGAUUUCACAGUUGCCUCUACCCCAGCAACCUGCCCCGCUUACGAAGACAGUCAGGAUGAGAUUACCGCCGAUCCGAGUACAAGUCAACAAACCGUACCCCAUAUUGCAUGUGCACUUGGUACUGGUGAUCUAUUUCCUUACCUUUCAUCGAUAGCUUGUCGAAAAGAAGCCGUGGAGUUCCCCUCAAACAGAGGUAUUGUGCAGAAUAGAGUGCCAAACGUCGACAUGGAUGCCAGCCCAGUAAAGAAAACGCAAAGAAAAAAACUUGUUCAGAUAAAAACUCUCAUUCAAUUACCCGACAGUAAACUAUAUGUUCGCACUACUAUUAUAUUUUAGCCGAUGAAUACGACUUUGUGUAAAGAUACCUUGCAUGGGACAUGCGCGUCCAAGACACGAAUAUAGUGAACAACGCUGAACCUUCUCUCGCUGCCUUUUGUUAAAUACAAUGCACAGUUUUUA
Molecule: messenger RNA, 479 nt
Organism: Dicrocoelium dendriticum
Lineage: Eukaryota; Metazoa; Platyhelminthes; Trematoda; Plagiorchiida; Dicrocoeliidae
Source: the annotation of a GenBank genome assembly